Erythranthe guttata (spotted monkey flower) is the source of this 3920-nucleotide messenger RNA. Lineage: Eukaryota; Viridiplantae; Streptophyta; Magnoliopsida; Lamiales; Phrymaceae. The record is from RefSeq and is a predicted model, not a curated record.
AUGAGGAUUUAUGGAAGAGCGCCUAUUCGCAGAGCAAUUGCUGCUCAUUCUUUAGCUGAUCCGUUCUCUUUCUCUUGUUUAAAUUAUCAUAGCGUGCGCCACAAAGAUACACUUUUUUCACCUAAUUUCAAAAGAGAUUUGAUCUGUGAAAGCGAAGUAGAUGAAGCUAUUUUCUUGUUUCGCAAAAUGUUGAGAAUGCGGCGGCAGCCCUUCGUUUUUGAAUUCACCAAACAAUUGCAAGUUAUUGUCAAUUUGAAGCAAUACUCGGUUGCCCUUCAACUGUUCGAUGAAAUGCGUCAAUCAGCUGCCCCUGUAAAUGAGUACACGAUGACCAUCUUGAUUAAUUGUUGUUGCCUUUUGAAACGCGUAGACUUUGGUUUUGCGGUCUUCGGCAUCUUCUUUAAACAGGGCUACAAUGCAAAUGUUGUGACAUUCACCACUCUACUAAAAGGGCUCUUUCUAGAUGGUAAGGUGGCCGAUGCGGAAAAAUUGUUUAAGCAGCUUUUGAGUUCGAGACUUUGUGAGCCUGAUGAUUUUACAAUUGUCACUGUGGUAAACGGGCUCUGCAAAAAUGGACAUGUUCUUGCUGCGCAUGAUUUGCUUUUGUUAUUGGAAAAGACUAUCUAUAAACCCAAUGUUAUGGCUUAUAAUGCGGUAAUUGAUGGCUUAUGCAAGUGCCGAAUGGUGGAUAAUGCACUUGAGCUCCAAUCUAGAAUGAUUGAUAAGGGCAUUUCGCCCACCGUUGUCACAUAUGGCUCGAUGAUUCAGGGCUUGUGCGAUUUCGGUAGAUGGAAAGAGGUGAAACACUUACUAAAUGAAAUGGUGGAUCACAAGAUUUCGUUAGAUGUUGUUACUUUUAGUAUAUUGGUGGACGCUUUUUGCAAAGAAGGAAAUAUUAAAGAGGCUGAGGAUAUUUUGGAAAUUAUGAAACAACAAAAUAUUAGUCCCGAUAUUUUCACUUACACUGCACUGAUAGAUGGGUAUUGUUUGCAAGGGAAAAUGGAUAAAGCGAAAGAGGUAUUUGAUUCCAUGGCGAGCAAGGGGAUUAAGCCAUCUAUUAUGAGCUACGGCACUUUAAUAAACGGAUAUUGCAAGAAGAGAAAAGUGGAUGAAGCUUGGCGUCUUUUUCUUGAAGUUUCUUCUGAAGGCUUAGAGCACACGACAGUUACUUAUAAUACCAUGAUACAUGGAUUACUUAGUGAAGGCAGAUUUGCAGAUGGAUGGAAACUUUUCAACGAUAUGGAAGCUCGGCACGUACAUCCUAAUUUAUGUACUCACAAUAUUUUGUUGGAUGGCUUGUGCAAGACUCAUCAGAUUGCCGACGCAUUUUCGUUUCUGAAGACGAUGGAAGAUAAAGGUUUAAAUCCUGAUAUAAUCACAUACGGUAUCUUGAUUAAUGGUUUGUGCAAAGAUGGGAAAAUUGAAGAUGCAAAGAAGCUUUUAAACGAACUUCCGACCAAAGGGUUGCAACCUAAUAAUAAAAUAUAUGGUGCCAUUUUUGGUUCGUUGUGUGAUGAAGGAUUUAUAGACGAGGCAAAAGAUGUGCUUAUAAAAAUGGAGAGAAGUGGUUGCGCACCGGAUAGCAUGACAUACAACAUCAUUAUCCAGGGUUUGCUAAAGAAGAAAGAGUUUGACAAGGCAAUCCCAUUCUUAGAGGAAAUGCACAAAAAGGGGUUCUUAGCCAACGCAACUACUUCGUCGAUGUUAAUUAAUCACUUGCAAGGAUAUAAAAACGAUGACGUUCUUUUAGAAAUGAUGAAGAAAGUUGUGCCGAAAAUUUUCAUGUCGUUUUUCGUUGGAAGCUAUUGUACUGCAUAUUUGAGCAAGAUUUAUGUCACCGUGCUCCUCGCCAGCCUGGCGGAGUUUCCAUGGGAGACGAAGCGCCUCCCAAUUCGAAGAGCAAUUGCUGCUAAAUCUUCUCCUAAUUAUGGUAUUUUUGCUGAUCCGUUCUCUUUAUUUUGUUCAAAUUUUCAUAGCAAAGAUAGACUUUUUUCACCUAAUUUCAAAAGAGAUUUGAAUUGUGAAAGUGAAGUAGAUGAAGCUAUUUUAUUGUUUCGCAAAAUGGUGAGAAUGCGGCCGCAGCCCCCCAUUUUUGAAUUCACCAAACAAUUGAAAGUUAUUGUCAAUAUGAAACAAUACUCGGUUGCCCUCAAACUGUUCGACGAAAUGCGUGAACUGGGUGCCCCUGUAAAUGAGUACACAAUGACCAUCUUGAUUAAUUUUUGCUGCAAUUUGAAGCGUGUAGACGUUGGUUUUGCUGUCUUCGGCAUCAUCCUUAAACACGGUUACGAGGCAAAUGUUACGACAUUCACCACUCUCUUAAAAGGGCUCUUUUUAGAUGAUAAAGUGGCCGAUGCGGAAAAAUUGUUCAAGAAGAUUUUGACUUUGAAACUUUGUGAGCCGAACGAUGUUACGAUUCUUACUGCGAUAGAUGGGCUCUGCAAAGCUGGACGUGUUCAUACUGCCCAUGAUUUGCUUUUGUUAUUGGAAAAGACGAUCUAUAAGCCCAAUGUUAAGGCUUAUAAUGCAGUAAUUAAUGGCUUAUGUAAAGGCGGAAUGGUGGAUGAUGCUCUCCAGCUCAAAUCUAGAAUGAUUGACGAGGGACUUUCGGCCACUGUUGUAACAUAUACGUCGAUGAUUCAGGGCUUGUGCGAUUUCGGUAGAUGGAAAGAGGUCAAAGACUUAUUAAAUGAAAUGGUCAAUAACAAGAUUUCCUUAAAUGUUGUUACUUUUAGUAUGUUGGUGGACGCGUUUUGCAAGGAAGGAAAUGUUAAAGAGGCUGAAGAUGUUUUGGAAAUUAUGAAGCAACAAAACAUUCGUCCUAAUAUUUUCACGUACUCUGCGUUGAUAGACGGAUACUGUUUGCAAGGGAAAAUGGAUAAAGCGAAAGAAGUAUUUGAUUCUAUAACAGGCAACGGCCUUAAGCCAUGCAUUGUCGCCUAUAACUCUUUAAUCAACGGGUAUUGCAAGAAUGGUAAAGUGGAUGAAGCUUGGCGUCUUUUUCUCGAAGCUUCUUCUAAAGGUUUAGAGUACCUUGAUACAAUUACCUAUACCACCAUGAUACAUGGAUUACUAAGUCAAGGUAGAAACGCUGAUGGAUGGAAACUUUAUAAAGAUAUGGAAGCUCGGCAAGUAAAUCCUAAUUUACGUACUUACAAUACUUUGUUGGAAGGCUUGUGCAAGACUCGUCAGAUUUCUGAAGCGUUUUCAUUUCUAAAGAUGAUAGAAGACAAAGGAGUAAGUCCUAAUAUAGUCACAUACGGUAUCCUGAUUAAUGGUUUGUGCAAAGAUGGGAAACUUGAAGAUGCGAAAAAGCUUUUAAACGAACUUCCUUCCAAGGGGUUGGAACCUGAUAAUCACAUAUAUAAUGUCAUUAUUGGUUCACUUUGUGAAGAAGGGUUCGUCGACGAGGCAAAAGAUUUGCUUAUAAAAAUGGAGAGAAGUGGUUGCGCACCGAAUAGCAUGUCAUACAACAUCAUUAUUCAUUGCUUGUUGAAGAAGAAAAAGUUGGACAAGGCAAUACCAUUCUUAGAGGAAAUGCACAAAAAAGGAUUCUUUGCCGACGCAUCUACUUCGUCCAUGUUAAUUAAUCACCUGCAAGGGUCCAAGAAAGAUGAUGUUCUUUUAGAAAUGAUGAAGAAAGUUGUUCCGAAAAUAUAAAUUAUUUAUUUUCGGCUUGUCGAGUUUAAUUAGGUUUUUGGAAUGUUGAAAAUGACUUGUUGUAUUAUGUAACCUAUGGUGGAUGUCUAUAGGAGUUACAAAAUUAUUAGUGUAUGUAAUUAGAGGUGAUAAUGGUGGAUGUUAAGGCUAUUCAUUCCCUUGUAACUCAUGACCUUUUGAAUGGUCUUCUUAUACUAUAAAAGGGAGACCAUUAUAUGGAGUUGUAAUACACUUGAAUAAGAAUACAAUACAUAUACACA